AUGGCGGCUCUCCUUACAGUCGUGAACCCCGGAGCCCUCCACCCUCUUGCCGUGGAAACAAGAGACGCCAUUCACUGCUGUAGCAUCCAGAACAAGAGCGUCUCCUUGUUCUGGAUAAAAGCUCACGCGGGGUUGGAGGGUAACGAGAGAGCCGACUCGCUCGCAAAGGAAGCCGCCUUAAAGUCCAAACGCAAGCCGGACUAUGAUAUGUACCCGGUAUCAUUCGUCAAACGUUUUAUCCGAAUGGAUACGCUUGACGAAUGGAACCGGAGAUACAGCACGGGGCACACAGCGUCCACCACCAAGCUGUUUUUCCCGAGUGCGGUUGAGGCGUACAGGACGGUACGCAAGCUGAGUAUCACCAAGGAGCUGACCCAGGCUCUAACGGGGCACGGUGGUUUCUCUGAGUAUUUGACUCGCUUCAAAUGCAAAGAGAACCCAGCGUGCGCCUGCGACCCUGGCGUAUCUGAAACCGUCCCCCAUUUGCUGGUAGAGUGCCCCAUAUAUGAAUCUGUGACACCAGCGCCGCGGCUGCAGGACUUCCUCGUGGAAGCUACACCAAGAAGUUGGGAGCCUCAAGACAGCAACCCAAAACCAGUUAAACGUAAUUCUACUAUUCCUCGUAUUCAUAAAAAAAAUGUCGCUAUAAUAAAAGAGGUGUGUGAAAAAUUCAAAGAAGGAACAAUCAAUUUCGAGCUUAAUAAAAUGGCAGACGUUUGGCAGACUGCGUAUUACAAGUUACCAGAGAAAGUGCAGUGCUUUAAAAUUCAUAUCAAGAAGCUUACGGAUAAGGAGAAAAAAGAAAACGCGAUGAGAUACGGGAAUUUUAGUGGCGCAAUCAACUGGAACAAAUGUAAUUUGGAAAUCAAGGCUGCAACGGAAAUUCACAGAAGACAUUUCCUGCAAGGAGACAGUGAGAAUGAAGGAGUAUUGGACAAUAUCAUCAUUGUAGAAGAAUCCUACACGGGAGCUCAGAAGAUCCAAGAGGAAAGUGCAGACCAGUGGCUGGUAGCCCACAAUAUGCUUCUUAUGAGAGACUGUGAGACCGGCGGAGUCGUGGUCUUCUCUAAAGUACCCCACCUCUCCAAACAAGCUGAAAUAGAAGACGCCUUAAAAGACUUCAGUGAAGAAUACAUGAACGGCAAAAUGGCGUGCGAUGAUGAAGAAAUAUCCAACAGGUCUUUUGAUAGCGACGAUGAUGUUGAACUGUAAAAUAUUGUUUUUGAACUGCAAUUUAUCGAAAUGGAAUCUGGUAGUCAAAAAGGCAAAGCAAUUUAUAUGAAAACCAAUAUUGCAUUUCAACAUUUCCGCAUUUAAAAGUAAGUGCACAGUGCCAACGAUAAAUGUCAAAAAGCAAUAUUGCUUUUUUUGAGUCUUUUUAACACCCCAGAUUCUUUGCACGCUUGUAUAGACAAAUCUGGAUUAACGUCUC
This is a messenger RNA of Pectinophora gossypiella (pink bollworm), 1432 nucleotides long. RefSeq lists its product as uncharacterized. Gene Ontology annotation, molecular function: RNA-DNA hybrid ribonuclease activity; nucleic acid binding. The record is from RefSeq and is a predicted model, not a curated record. The coding region runs from base 1 to 1212 and encodes 403 amino acids. The transcript has 5 exons. Lineage: Eukaryota; Metazoa; Arthropoda; Insecta; Lepidoptera; Gelechiidae.